Messenger RNA from Scophthalmus maximus (turbot), 2146 nucleotides. It is a transcript of the gene trmt61b, whose product is annotated as tRNA methyltransferase 61B. Gene Ontology annotation, biological process: tRNA methylation. The transcript is spliced from 7 exons. Bases 544 to 2034 code for a protein of 496 amino acids. Lineage: Eukaryota; Metazoa; Chordata; Actinopteri; Pleuronectiformes; Scophthalmidae. Gene Ontology annotation, cellular component: tRNA (m1A) methyltransferase complex. The record is from RefSeq and is a predicted model, not a curated record.
CUCAAUUUCCUAAACACAAGAGCAUUAAAAAUGUCAUAACAAAACAGACAUCUUUAAAUCCAUGUAAUAUUUACGAAACAUGCCAUAAAUCAGCGAAGAAUACCUUAAAAAUAUUAAACAAAACAUCUAUUAACAUAACACAAAUGAACGGUUACCAGUAUGAUCUGCUUAAUUGCGUUCACGCUUCAAGCUUGGAAUGUAUAAACCUCUUAUAUGGUAUAAACCGUACUAAAUAGUAAAUCAUAGACUGGUAUAAACGCAAAAGAAGAAAAGCAGUUACAACAUUGCCCUCUGCUGGUAGAUUUGAUUUACUUCAUUUGUCGCUCACUUAUGACGUCAAUCGCGUGUGUUUUUCCAGCAUGGUGACCUUCUUCCUGUGAAAGCAGCCGGAUUUAGGAGAUUCACGCUGUGCUAUAUAUUCAGCAGGUAUGCAUAGUGUAUUUAAUAACUGCAGUUUUUUUUCUAGGCUUGUUUCACUGAAUGGGCUCUUCAGGACAUCGUCCUGCUUUGCAUUGCUUAUCUAUUAUCUCAUAAUCUGGAGUAAUGGCUGUGCAAAUGCCCCUUGGUGGAUUUCUGUGUAUGCACAGACUGGUGAGAAUGUGCACAUCCAGUCAAAGGCAUCUCAGACACAGGGACGUGCUUGUAAGACUCACUAAAAGAAGAAGUGAGAUCAGAACUUUUUCCACUGGUCUUGUUAAAUGUAAAGAGAGUGAGCAUGAGGACUCGGACUCUUCAGGCCUGAGCGCCGAGCUGACAUCCAGACAAGCACCUCCGGCCAGGAGGAGCAGACCCCUGUCCCCUCUGGAGAGGAUCAGUGGUCUGCUGCCCCGGGACGCCCUGAGUCCCGAGGUGAUGCAGCUGAGAGAGCAGAACCAGCAGGAAGCCGAGGAGGACGCCAACGUCCAGGAGUCAUUCGCACAAUCCACACAAGAGCAAAGCGGACAUCCCGAGACACCUGCAGGAACUGAGGCUACACCUAAAGAGGAUGAAUCAGAUAACGAUCAUUCAUCGGAUGCCACUACAGAACCGAGCACUUCAGAGAGGUUGAUACCAGCCACUCUCCCGGGGGAGAGCUUGCUUGUGCCCGGGGAGCUGCUCGUCGCUGAGCUUUAUAAGAAAGGGCGGAUGGAGUACAGGAAGAUGUUCAAUCUUCAGACGGGGACUCGUCUGCACAGCAGCUGGGGAUUUAUCCCGCAUGACGACAUAGCCGGGCAGCCUGCGGGUCAGUUCCUGAAGACAAGCCUGGGCGCCCCCGUCCUCAUCCGUCGUGCCAGUCUGGAGGAUUAUGUGCUGUAUAUGAAGAGGGGGCCUGCCAUCGCCUACCCAAAGGAUGCCGCCAGGAUGCUGAUGAUGAUGGACGUCACCGAGGGAGACCGUGUGCUCGAGUCAGGCUCUGGGUCAGGGGCCAUGUCUUUGUUCCUGUCCAGAGCAGUCGGUUCUAAGGGCAGCGUGCUGAGUCUGGAGGUCAGGGAGGACCACCACAGGAGAGCCACGUUGAACUACAAGCGCUGGAGGACAUCGUGGAACCUGCGGCGGGGGGAGGAGUGGCCCGACAACGUCCAGUUUCACAAGGCUGACCUCUGCACGGCUUCCUCGCUCCUCGCUGGUCAGGGAUUCCACUCGGUUGCUCUUGACCUGAUCAACCCUCACCUGGUUUUAACCACUGUGAUUCCGCACCUGCACCCUGGAGCUGUGUGUGCCGUCUACCUCGCCAAUAUAACACAGGUCAUUGACCUGCUGGAGGGCCUCCGGUGUUUGCCACUCCCUUUGUUGUGUGAACACAUCAUUGAGGUUCCAGUCCGACACUGGUUGGUGGCCCCCGCCCUGCAGAAAAACAGGCAGUACUGCACCAGGAAAGAUCCGGCCCUGGAGGAAGACGGCGGUGAAGAGGAGACGACGGCAGAUGAAACUGACAAAGACUUGACCACAGACGAACAGCCAGCCUUUGGGAGUAUUCCUUACAUUGCCAGACCUCACCCUGAACAAUUAGGCCACACAGCUUUUCUGGUGAAACUGAGGAAGUGUUUUCAGUAACUGCCCUUCCUUUAAGGAACCCUGGACAAGGAUGAUUGUGUUAUGCUUCAAUAUGUCAACUAAAUGACUGUAAAUCUGGAAAAUAAAAUAAAAAACAACAUUACAAUAUCAA